UGUAAUUUGCUUGGCGAUUGCGCAUUAGGUCCUCUUGAAUACUUUGUCGUUUGGUUGCGAUCGGUGUUGGACUUGUAAAAUGUGCAAGUGCUAGUUUUCUAUGUUAGUUUUUGAUCAGAUUUUCGACGGUAUGGAAGAUAAAAGCUCUGAUCGUGAUCAAGCUCUUGGCCCGUCUGGUGACGGCGAUUCUGUGGCACCAUUGAACGGAGUAAACGGCUAUUCUGAUAAGUACAAAUCCGAUCAAAAAGAUAAGCACAGAGAUAAAGACCGGGACAAACAUAGAGAUAAAGAUAAACAUCGGAGCAAAGAUCACAAGUCAUCCAGUAAAGAGAAAGAUCGAGACAAAGACAAGCAUUCCAACUCGAAAGACAAAGAGCGGCACAGUAGUUCGCAUAAAUCGUCCAGCAAAGACAAAGAUCGCGAUAAGGACAAGCAUCGUGACAAGGACAAGCAAAAAGACGAUAAAGAGAAGAAAUCAUCUAGUUCCAGCAACAAGGAGAAGGACAGAGAACACAAGAGUUCUAAGGAUAGAGACCAUAAAUCGAGUUCGUCUUCGACUAAAGACAAAGAUAAAGAUAAGGAGAGGUCUAAAGAUAAGGAUCGGAAGGAUCGAGAUAAAGAUAAAUCAAAGGAUAAAGACAAAGAUAGAAAACAUACCUCAAGCAGUGGCUCGAAAGAUAAACACAGAGAUAAAGAUCGACAUCAUUCCAAAGAUAAAGAUAGGAAAGAUAAGCACAAAGAAAAGGAGCGCAAGGAUAAGAAAGAUUCAGAUGAUGAAUUCAAACCUAAGGUUAAAGAAGAUAUCUACGAAAAUCAAGUGAAGCAAGAAGAAUCGCUUAACACGGAUGACGAUGAUGACAACAAAUUGGUCAUAAAGGAUGAACCUUAUAGUCAGGAUGAAAGUGAUGUCCCUAACAAUAUGUCUCAGGGUUCUAGUUGUGACUACAAUAUAUCCCAGUUUGAUACAAACGAGUCAAGAUUUGAUUACUCUGAUGAAGGAGAAAGGGGCGAGUCGGAAUCGCAAAUAAAUGAAUCUCAACGUGAAGGUCCGAUGAUAAAAGAAGAGCAGGAGGAUAGUGAGGAAGACAUUCCAUUGGCGAGUAGGAUGAGUAAUAACAAGCGAAAAAUCGAAGAUGAUGAAGAAGAUGACGACGACGAUGUGCCUCUAAUGGCAAGGAAAAAGAUUAAAAAGGAGGAAAAGAAAAAGAAAAAACGCGUAGUGUCUGACAUAGAAGAGCCCGAGGAAGACUAUAAGCCUCAAAAGAAGAAAAAGAUUAAAAAGGAAAAAGAGAAAAAAAUAAAACAGGAAAUCAAGCAAGAAGAAAGCCCUAAAAAGGGUGGCAGAAAAAAGAAAGAGGAAGAACCAGCGGAGGUUUGGAAAUGGUGGGAAGAGGAAAAGAAAGAAGAUGGAGUUAAAUGGAAUUAUCUUGAACAUAAAGGCCCCGUUUUCGCUCCGCCUUAUGAGCCACUGCCUAAAGAUGUGAAAUUUUUCUAUAAUGGUCAAGAAAUGAAACUUAGUGAAGAUGCUGAAGAGAUUGCUGGAUUUUAUGCCAAGAUGUUGGAUCACGAUUAUACAACAAAGGAAAUUUUUAAUAAAAAUUUCUUCAAGGACUGGAGAGCCUCUAUGACUGAUGAAGAAAGAAAAGUUAUAACUGAUCUUUCGAAGUGUAAUUUCAAGCAGUUACAUGCGUAUUUUAUGGAUCUCGCUGAGAAAAAUAGGAACAGAACAAAGGAAGAAAAAUUAGCGUUAAAAGAAAAGAACGAGGCGUUAUUAAAAGAAUUUGGUUUUUGUACCAUUGAUGGACACAAGGAAAAAAUUGGCAACUUCAAAAUUGAACCACCAGGACUUUUUAGGGGUCGAGGUGAACAUCCAAAAAUGGGAAAACUCAAGAGGCGUGUUGAAGCUGAAGAUGUAAUAAUUAACUGUAGCAAAGAGUCAACUAUACCGGUGGCACCGCCCGGUCAUAAGUGGAAAGAAGUCCGUCAUGAUGACAAAGUAACAUGGCUGGCAUCCUGGACGGAGAACGUACAAAACCAAGUUAAAUACAUAAUGUUAAAUCCAAGCUCAAAAUUGAAAGGAGAAAAAGACUGGCAAAAGUAUGAAACGGCCAGAAAAUUACAUCAAAAAGUUAACAAAAUCAGAGAAAACUAUCAAAUUGACUUAAAAUCCAAGGAAAUGAAAAUUAGGCAACGAGCUGUGGCUUUGUAUUUUAUAGAUAAAUUGGCCCUCAGGGCAGGUAAUGAAAAGGAUGAAGACCAGGCAGAUACUGUCGGUUGUUGUUCAUUGCGUUGUGAACAUAUUGAGCUCCACGAGGAAAAAGAUGGCAAAGAUUACGUAGUCGUAUUCGAUUUCCUUGGAAAGGAUUCUAUUCGGUACUAUAAUGAGGUGCCGGUAGAAAAAAGGGUGUUUAAAAAUUUACAACUGUUUAUGGAGAACAAGAAAAAAGGAGAUGAUCUUUUUGAUAGGCUGAAUACUCAAAUCAUGAACAAACAUCUAAAUGAUUUGAUGGAAGGACUGACAGCCAAAGUUUUCCGUACGUAUAACGCCUCAUGGACUCUGCAGCAACAACUCGACGAACUAACGAAUGAAGAUGACUCGAUUGCCGAAAAGAUUUUAUCUUACAAUAGAGCGAACAGGGCCGUAGCUGUAUUAUGUAACCAUCAAAGGGCGGUACCAAAAGGACACCAAAAAUCGAUGGAGAAACUUAAAGAGAAAAUCGAUGCAAAGCGUGAUCAAAUUAAGGAUGCUGAGCGACAAGUGAAAGAUGCACAGAGAGAAGCUAAACAUGGAAGCGUUAAAGAAAAAAUGGUUCACGAUAAGAAAAAGAAAACGCUAGAACGGUUGAAGGAUCAAUUAGCCAAACUAGAAAUUCAGGAAACUGAUCGAGACGAGAAUAAAACAAUUGCUUUGGGUACUUCAAAACUGAACUAUCUGGACCCUAGAAUUUCAGUUGCAUGGUGUAAGAAAUACUCGGUUCCAAUUGAGAAAAUUUAUAAUAAAACUCAGCGAGACAAAUUCCGAUGGGCCAUUGAUAUGGCUGGGCCCGACUAUAGAUUUGAUAAAAUAAAAUAAUUGAAGAUUCAUCAAGCAGUGUAGCCGUAUAAUUUAUUAGGCAAAAAUCUUGAUCUGCAAAGUCGGAGUUCGAAGUAAAUGGCUCCUGUUGAUAGUGAUGUACAAUUUAUGCGUAGUGCAAUUUUCACCAUAGUUGUGUUUUUGUGAGGGUUUUAAAUAUUUUCAGUCCAUAAAAAAUUUAUUCAUUUUGAGCCAUUGGGCAUUUGAGCUGGAGGUAGUUAGCUGAAAUUACUGUAUUUUCUGACAGUGGCGCAGAAAAUAAAACUUAGACCUGUUUUUAAAUAAAUUCGACAUGAUUUUAUUGAUAUCGCCAGAGGUGAGUUUUAAGCAAUUAGGGAAUUUAAAUUUUGAACGAGUUGCUCCAGAAUUUAAAAUUCCAAUUAAAUUUAUUUAAAAUGUACUUGCUAUAUAGAACCAAUUGAUUAUUUUGUAAGUAUAAAUUAUUUGCGUAGUGUGAUUUAAAUUUUUAUACUAUUGCGACUGUAUAUCUAGAAUGUAAGUGAAUGUCGACUACUUUCUUUUGUACAAACGUAAAUUAAUAAACUCCUAGAUUUUUCUAUGGAAUAGUUUAAAUAUUAGUUUUAUCUGAAAAAUUAGUAUUUUGAUUUUUUUUGUUUCCAAAUUAUUUUAACGGUUUUGAUAUGUAAAUUGUAUUAACCUGCCCUGCCUACGUAAUAGUAUGAAUCCUCCAAGACAUUUAUUGGUUUUUAUCUCUUAAAACUUUCGAUUUUGAAUGUGAAUUGAGUGAUUAAUGUAGCUGUACAUUACAAAAUUGUCAAUAAAUCAACUUCGAAUUA
Molecule: messenger RNA, 3870 nt
Organism: Dendroctonus ponderosae (mountain pine beetle)
Lineage: Eukaryota; Metazoa; Arthropoda; Insecta; Coleoptera; Curculionidae
Product: DNA topoisomerase 1
Exons: 13
Coding region: 101-3073 (990 amino acids)
Biological process (GO): DNA topological change; DNA replication; chromosome segregation
Cellular component (GO): nucleolus; chromosome
Molecular function (GO): DNA topoisomerase type I (single strand cut, ATP-independent) activity; DNA binding
Source: RefSeq, a predicted model, not a curated record